Molecule: messenger RNA, 3372 nt
Organism: Colletotrichum truncatum
Lineage: Eukaryota; Fungi; Ascomycota; Sordariomycetes; Glomerellales; Glomerellaceae
Source: RefSeq, a predicted model, not a curated record
AUGGCGAGGUGGAAUCGUUUGGUCGCUUACAUCUGCUUCUUUCUCUGCUUUCAAAUUGCCGUUGGCCGUGCUUUGGUCCCUAUAAAAAGACAAGAGGAUUCUGCAACAGCCAUCACUUCUACACGAACCGGGACUGCUCGCGAUGGAGGACCUACAACAUCCUCAGUGCCUUCGGCCAGGUCAGCAACAACAACGGCCACUAACACACUUUCACUCUCCGCGUCGAGUACUUUAUCCAGCUCCGCGACCAUGCCAACCGCUUCCGACGAUACUACCUUUGAUAACUCGACCCUCUUCAACAGUACGAUUCCGGAUGGCCAACUGCCCCUUGAGCCCCAGAUUACACCUGGUUGGGCCGUCGCUGGUGUCAUUUUGAUGUGCGUUGGUCUUGCGUACACCUUGAUUGGCAUAAGGCACCCUGCCAUGCACAACGCCCUCUCCGUCGCCUACGUUGUGGGUUUGGGAAUCACGGUGCUGGUGGUUUAUCUCAUUCCACUACCCGUUAGCAAUGCCAGUCAAGGAGGUCUCGUUGUCGCCGCAGUCCUCCCCGGUGUCUUAGUUGGUGUCGUUGCUUCGCUAUGGUUUAAAGAAAUCACCGAAUGUUUUGCCUGUGCGCUCGGUGGCUUCUGCUUCAGCAUGUGGCUAUUGUGUCUGCAUGAAGGAGGUUUGCUUUCUGGUCUGGGAAAAGUAAUAUUUAUCAUUGUUCUGACUUUAUCGGCAUUCGCCGCGUUCUUCACUCGUUGGACGCGAGACUGGGCACUCAUCACCACCAUUUCUUUCGCCGGCGCCACUUCGAUUGUCUUGGGCAUCGAUUGUUUCAGCAAGGCUGGACUGAAGGAGUUCUGGGCAUACAUCUGGCACUUGAAUGAGCAUCUCUUUCCACAAGGUGUAACCACGUACCCUAUGACUAAGGGUAUACGAGUUGAGCUUGCGGCGAUUGUUGUGGUUUUUUGCGUCGGUAUCAUUUCUCAGAAGAGAUUGUGGAACGUCAUCAAAGAUCGCCGUGCUAAGAGGCAAGAGGAACUGGCUGAGGAACGACGAGCUCGCGAUGAAGAGGAGAUCAAUAUCGGAAAGCAGAUUGAAGCCGAGACUGCUCGCGAGCGACGGGCCUGGGAGAGGGUUCACGGCGACCACGAUUCUGGCUUCGCCCGCGACAGCGAAAGCGAGAAGGGGGCUCAAUAUAGCCCGACCAAUUCGGCCCCUGGAUCUGAGCCUCUCUUGGUGGCUGAGAUGCCGGGCUCUGAAGUACCCCCUGCUGUUCCCACCAAGACAACCCCCCGAGGUCUAAUGACCUCCGAAAAGGAGAAGGCGGGAAUGGUGACAGUGCGAGUUGCUCCGGACGGAACUCCUGCGGACUCGGAUGUCGCGAAAGAAAACAUGGACGAGAAAGAAGUUGCGGUUCAGACGACCGAGAUUAAUGAUCAGGGAAUUCAAGAAGCUGCCACUCCAGUUCCAGAAGUGGUACCGCUACCCUUCAAAUUUCCUAUUGAGAAUGACAGGCCGAAAUCGAGGGCAUCGACUGUCGCGACAUUUGCCGAUGACGACGAGGUACAGACGGGAGUUGUGAGCAACAGGAGUUCGUUUGCCAAACAUCUUUCCCAAAGCUCAACCAUGUUGAUGCGCAAAGAUUCUCAACGUACCGCCAUGUCCCAUCAACAGAAUGGCCCCAGUGAAGAAGAGCUGGCGGUUUUCCGGAAACAGCGGAAAGACGAUGAUAAUGGCUCGAUGGCAGCUACAAUCGACUCUGAGAACGACAGCGGUGAGAGCACUCUUCAAGAAGUCCGUCACCGAAGCGUCGAACUCAACGUCGAGCUGGCAGACAAGGAGAGCGCCCUCGAGAACCAUAAAGCAGCCUCUGUGAAAUCGGCAGCACUGCCCGAAGAAGACUCCAAACCGAAAGACUGCAAACAUGUUUCAUCCGCAGAAACUCUGUCCGAUGAUGCUCCCAGCAAGUCGACGAUCGAGCAGGGAGUCGUCUCCGAUAAUACCACCGAAGAGUCUCAAGCGGAGCCAAGCAAGAACGAAGUCAGUGAAGAGACCACCACAGAAAGCAACGGAACGAAGGAGGUGGCCAAGAACGAGGCCCUUUCGCAGAAGGCCAAAUCGGUUGAUUCGGUUCACUCAACGCCGGUGAACCUGACGGAGGAGCGUCUGCCUCCUGCGCUUUCAAAUGUGGCGCUGCAUUACCGCACAAACGAAUGGGCCAAGCACCUGAGUCACGCAGAUGUACCCGUGCCAGAGAAGUUGUCAGUUGUCGAGUAUCCCGACGACGAACAACAGAAGGAAGAGUCUCCAGUCCCUGUAAAUGUGGAAGAACUAAAGCAGACGGCUCUGACAGCCACGCCAGCGCCUGCUCGACCAAUGUCGACGUACGCUCCUGCCCACAGCCACCUGCGGAAUGGUUCUACACAGUCUGGGUUUGAAAACCCUGCCUUCCAAUCUCCAACGAUGCGCCAUCCGGACCAUCAAAGGGUCUCGAGCAAGAACCAAAUUCCAACAGUUCAGUCCAUUGCAGAGGGAAGUAUACAUGUGACGCCUAGAGCACCCAGUACCAAGAGUGGCAGCUCUGGCCGCAUGUCUGCUGGACCUUCGCCUACCACACAAGCUGGGUUCGAACGGCCUCCCCCUCCCCCGGGUGUUAUGUCUUAUGACAGCCCACAAAGUUUGAUCGCCCAACGGAGUGUCGUUUUGCGGAACAAGACCUACGGAAUCUUGACCGGCGCAAACACGAUGACCGACCUAUCUGCCACGGGCCAACGGCCGGUCAGUGAAGUUGGCUCCGUGUACAAUUACCCCGCCUACUCGCCGCAGGCGCCAGCAGCUUCGUUUGACGACCUACCUCUCAGCCAACGCAAAGAGCUCAUUCGUCGCCAAAGCAGCUUAAGUACGAACCGGUCUUCCAUGAUUGACCAAAGGUCAGCCAGCGGCGUGUUUAUGCCAAGCAUGCCUGUUGAACAACUCCAAUUUGAUUCUCACCAGCCCAUCCGACACUCCAACACGCCAUCUCAGGAAGCUCGUGAAGCUAGACUGGCCAGCUUCCGCAAUUCAGUCCGCGCCGAUCUGCGUAACGGCAUGGCGGUUGCGCCGCCAGCCGCUGGCGGUCGUGACAUGUCUAUGAUGCUUCGCACAUCCAGCUCGCCGAAUAUGGUUGCACAAACUACCUCUCGAGAGGCUGACAUGCAGAGGAAUAUAGACCUGCAGCGCAGCUUCCUGAUGAGCCAGAAGGAUGCAGAAGCCAAACGUCGUGAGAGGGAGAGGAUGGAAAAGGAGAGAGCAGAUCAGGCCUUCACGAGGAGUAUGCAGGCAGGUGACAUGUUUGAUCUGCACCGAGACGCACUGCGAAGAAUGCAGCAGGGUGCCAAAAACACUUGA